Messenger RNA from Porites lobata, 13442 nucleotides. Lineage: Eukaryota; Metazoa; Cnidaria; Anthozoa; Scleractinia; Poritidae. The record is from the annotation of a GenBank genome assembly.
GUUCUUUCCUACGCUUGGGCUUUCGAGCGCCUGCUACGCAGGCUAUUUAAAGUGACUCUUUCGACUUUUCUGCCCUGUCCUUUGUUGCUUAACUUUGAUGGGUUGAAAAUGGAGUGAAGAAACUAUCAGCAGUGCAAAGACUUUUGAGGAUUAAAGUCCAUUCAGGUAUUUUUGUCUUCAACAAUACAUUUGUAUGAUAAUAAGUAUAGCCAGUCUCGUUUCAACGUGACCGUACAUACGAUUCCGUAUACAUUUUCAAACAUUGUAAAUGCUCGAUCAAAGCAGCAUAAUUAUUAAUUGUGAAGACCGGACAAGGUAAAACAAGGUACAGUAAUUAAUAAGCCCCAAAUCAGUAUUGAUUCCUUCGUGUUCCCCAUGCAACUGCGGACAUAUUACGCGUUACGCUAAACUGUAAGCUUCGUGUGUUUGGAAGAACAAACUUAUCGAGUGUCGUUUGCAGUUUUGUCAUCAGAAGAGAUAAAAAAUAGCUCGUUUUUUCUUUUUAUUUAUCGUUGUUUCAACAUUGAAAAGUACAGAGCCAAUUGCGAGGUAGUACUUUAGACCUCAGCGCGGAGUUCCGCGUUAUCCCAGAUUAGAAAUCUGUCAGAACUCUGGCAACAUCAAGUCUAUGAACCGAUCAUCAUUAUUAUUGAUUCGUUAUUGCUUUUGCUCUUGGGUAAAUUAAAACAUACUAGGCAAUUUUUAGCGUCAGCAGCGACAACAAAGUUUUCAAAAUAUCCGUGGUGAAUUUAUGACUUGGCCGUUUAAUGUUUUUCUCGGAAACGGUUGAAUGUCCACCGACAUCGGCUUUUCUUGGAAUUAUUUUGCAAGAGCUGUCUACAUCUAAAUACAUUAGCCAUUUUUUGGGGUAUUCUCGUUUACCUGAAUUCCACAAUUCAAGCAAUUUUGUUAACCACUUUGCAAACGAACUGAUUCAAUCUUACGUUUAAACAUUAAACUCAAUGCCUUUAUACGGAUUAACUAUCCCUUGCGUUACAAACUGUGGAAUAUUAUACGACCUAUGAUAACAAGAUUCUUAUUCUGCCCCAAGAUAAAUCUGAAUAUUUAGGAUAUUCAUAGAAAGCAAAACAAUUCACGGUGUCACACUUGUUCGGACAUAUAAUUAUCGUUCUCUGUGCACCUAGUUGUAGCGUAAAACUUCAUAACGAAACUUUUGUAGAAGGUGUGAGCAGAAACAACAAGUGGUAACGUUGCGAGUAUGCGCGAGCCGCUGGACGGAAGUUUUUGGUAGUAUUGGAUCGCAGCGAAUGUAGCAAAGAAAAGUGGCGCUUGCUUUAAAAAUUACCAUCGUCUUAGUUAUCUGUUCUAUCUUUGUAGAGUGCAGAAAAGACAAAGUUUUCUGUGUAAUAUGCGAGAUUGGUCUCAGGGCUAAUAAGUCGCAGAUCAUUCACAAUUUUUCGCGGUUUGUGGUCCAUGAGUGAUUUUGUUUCGUGUUUUGGCUUGUGCGCGGACACGUCAAGCUUAGAUAGGGUUCUGUGUAACAGGUGCAAAACGCCACUAUUAAAAUACUUGAUAACUGGGAAAAAAAUCUCGUCAUGUAAGUUGUGAACUAUUGUUAUUUAUGCUUGAGAUUAAAACGCUGUGAAAAAAAUUCUAAAUGCUACUCUUUUUAGAUAGUCAAAAUUACAAUUCUUGCGACAAUGUCCCCGCACUAUAUACGAUUUCACGUCAGUUAUGGUUCAGGAACGCCCUAUUGCUCAGAGAUGUGUAACCUCAAUGCAGUGACUCUGCCAGUGAUUACUUGUGAGAGAUACCCCACCCUAGCCACUAGUGUCCAGACCAGGUGCAGUGCACUAGUUCUGCGACUGAUUACGUGAUUACAUUUCCAAGAUACCUCACCCAGCGCUAUGAAAUUGUAUUUUUCCAUUUUUGACUGGAUGCUAUAAAACUUAAGUCCCAAAGCAUAACAUCUAUUAAAUGUGUGUGAUGCCAUUACUUAUUCAGGGAAGUAGGCAGAAUUUUGUAAUAUAGAGGCUCUUGACUCCAAGAUACCCCUAUACCUCUAAAAUAAAGAAUGAGGUGAACCAAGAGAGAGAGUGUUACAAGAUGUUUCAUAUGACAGAUGUGUUUUAUUGAGGUACCGUAAAUCCUCUAUUAAGCCCCCCGGGGGCUUAUUUUUUCCAAGCACUUUUGAGGGGGGGGCUUAAUAGAGAAGGGAGGGCUUAUUUAAUUUAGCAAAACGCAUCACCUGUAGCAAAAAUACCGUGGUAUGAGACAGAGUAGACUUACGCGUUGUACAAUUAAAGUCACUGUCAAAAGUAUUUAUUUCUGCACUUGUGGGAGCCUAAAAGUAACAAAAACAAAAUUAUUAUUCUUCAAAAAUGUUCUCCACAGAGAACUAGAGCUCAAAGUUGAGAAAGUUAAGCAUAUGAAGUUGGAGGUCAUGCGGCCGAAGACCAAAAACAAUAUGAACUUUCAGCCUGAAUAAACCAUAACUAAUCAGUCCACGUUAAUCGUUAAUUUUUUUUGUGAAGAAUAAGGAUUGGGGAAGGGGAAAGGAGGGGGGCUUAAUAGAGAGGGGGGCUUAUUAGCUUUCCUCCUCUGAAAAGGGGGGGCUUAUUGGAGGGGGGGGGGAGCUUAUUUGAGAGGGGGGGCUUAAUAGAGAAUUUACGGUAACCCUAACCCUGAAAAAUCCUUUUCCUUUACUUCCUACACUUCUACAUACUAGAAAAUUACACAUAUGCACACAACAGUGAGAAUGCUUAAAAUAUUAAAGAUCACAGUCAUAGUAUAACUCCACUUUCUCUCUCUGAAAUAUUGAAGUGAAUUUUCUGCUUCUGGAUUGUCUCUGUUUUCCAUUUUGCUUGCACUCAUUUUAAUUUUGUUGUUGGUGUUGUCUACCGCCACUUGUGUUAAUAAUUAUUUAUAUUAUCAAUAAGGCUUAGCUAACUUGACUAGCUCAUAUCUAUUUGGGGCCAAGUUCUUAUGAUUUGAAGAUUAAGAAUUGAAAAUGAGAGAAAAUAAGCUCUAACUUUUCAUUUUCAUUCAAUUUCAACAUGAGAAGAACUCAAGAAUGUUAAAGACAGAUAUGAAUUAAGUCUGAGUUCAUGGUAGCUUCAAAUGAGCCAAUGUAUGACUCAAUAAAUAAAAUUAAAGCUUGUCUGUGUGUCUUCUGGGGCACCAAGGCUAUUUGAUGCAGUUGGGGAUUGAGUGACAGACCCUUCACAUUCUGCAGACAGGAUAGGGUUAAAUAAGAAACCGAUAGUUGCCAUUUUGUAUCAGCUGUGGUAUGGCUUGAGUCAAAAGAGCAACUGGUUUGGAUGUGGCCAUGCAGUCAUCCUCAAGGACUGUUACCUGAAUCAACAAGGUUUAUUGGUGAGCAUCUCAUAGGGAGCUCCUGCAACAGGCAAAAGGCAAAUGAAAGUUUCCAUGACUUGUCCUGUUGCAACACUAAGAACAUCAAUGAACUUGUUUCAGGGGCAAUUUUACAUAACUGGCAAUUUGCGCAGAUUAUGAUAGAUGACUAUAUACACUACUGUGUAUACAAAAUGCCAAUCUGACACUGGCAAGCCAAGUGCUCUUAAAUUUAUGUGCACUUGUAAAUACUGGAUAUAUGAGACACAGAGUAUGAAAAGAAUUAUCUCUAUCGGAGAGUGAAAAGUUACACCUAUGGCAUUUUGUUGUUGCCCAUAACUAGCAAUACCCCUUUACAUAUUCAGGAUUUCUGAGGUGUCAUGGAUAUGAAUUUAUAUUCAAGAAUGAAAGAAAUCUUUUGGAUUGAAAACAUUUUAAGCAAAAGAUUAAAAUUCGUUUUUGUGCCAAUUUUGUAUGUAUGAACAAAUCAUCAUAGCAUACAAGUGUAAUCAUCAAUAAAAUCUUCCUCCAAAUGGUGAGGGUUCUUGUAAAAUGAAUCUGAGAGCUUACAGAGCAUGAUUAUCAGAACUCAAUUUCAUCAGUGUCCCAACCCACCCCCACCCCUCACCCUUGGAUGCAAAAUCAAACAUACAAGAAUGAAAGAGUGUUCCGAAACAACGCUUUUACAAGUAAGUUUUGUUGGGAUAUACUUUUCCACGUUCACGAAAAACCUGAACGCAAGGUUGAAAAGGACGAGAAAAAUUUGUUUGUCUGCCACGAAGUUUUGGCUAAUAAUAUUUCACAAUCCGCCGCCUCGAUCUUUUAAUCCCUGUGAAUAAGUAAUCACCAUAGAGCAUCAAAGUAAACCAGAAAAGAAAAUUUUCGAAAAUGGUAGGAAACAGCCGAAUACGGCCUUACUUUUAAGAGCAGGAUUUCAUACCGCUAAAUAAUAUCAAAUUACUCGAACUUCCCCCCUUUGAAUUAACCAUUAAAAGUGAAAAUACGGAGUGACCGAAAGUCUAACCUUUUUAGUCGAUUGUGUGGGAUUGCCACUGGAUCUCGCUGUACGGACAGGGUCAAAUAAUACAGAAAUACGGGGUUCACAUAAAUUACGUUGAUUUCUGGCUGCUAUAAUUUUAUCACAUAACAUUCGAUGAUGCUGCUCCACAUUUCACAAAGUAAAUCAAGGGGUAUAUCUUACCUAAAUGCUAGGCAGCUCUGUAGAUCAUGGACGAUAACCCAGAAGUCCGCGACCGCUUGAAUGUCAACAAAGCAACAUAUCACAACAAACGACUUCGUGACCGCUGUUAUCUGCUUCAUCAGGGGAGCAAAAUGGAUGAACAUUAACCGGCUAAAUGGUCCUUCUACCAUACAUGAGAAUUCAACAUGGCUUAACUAAAGUACCCAAUUUAUAAUACAUGUCUCCUGUUGAUUGGGUAUGCAAAAGAAUCUCCUUUGAAAGUGCUUCAGCUCAGCUUUCCGCCAUUACGAUAAUAGCCUGCGUAGCAAGCGUUUCCAAUCGAGUUAUUGCGCAAAAGUUAGAGCGGAAGCGAAAAAAACCUUCUUUCCCCUCCCCCUCCCCAGUCAUUCCUUUUUUGCUCUCUUCUCAACUUUCUCGACGAACUCGCGCGGAAACGCUUGCUACGCAGGCUAUUACGAUAAAGUGCUUCCCAGCAAUCUUGACGCAUGCGCAAACGUUACCAAUUGCUGUUCUGAGCACACUUUUCUCUUUAUUAAAAAUUAUUAUUCAUAAUUAUUUAUUAUUAAAACAACUCGACUCCCGAGGAAAAUUCGCUGACAUCUGGGUUUCGAACUGCUGCUAUUUAAAUAAUCGCAAUGAAUUAUAAAAAGACGCCUAUUCAAUUUACAAUUUUGUGGUGUUCGUGACCGUCGCCUUUUGUUUGAGCCACGAUUCAACAAAAAUUCCCGGUGUCUUUGCCAAUUAACAUUAUGCACCGAGCUUUUCAAAACUUCAACAUCUCUCAAGGCAACUCCCCGGACAUUUCAACUUUUUAAGACAGGUCUGUUAAAAGUCCUGUCAGUUACUUUAGCCCAAUGUGGUGGUCAAAUGCCCCAUCCCAAAGACGAAAUGCUUUGCAGGUUGUGAAUUCGUAAAAAAUAAACUUUGUUUGUUCACAGAUUUUAUGAUAAAAGAACGUUCUUUCAGGUGAGAGGAACCAUGGAGAGCAAAGGGCAUCUUGAAAGUGUUGCUCACCAGAUUUCACAGGCUAAACAAGAGCUUUCUCUUAGUGGAGAGCACCUGCGUCAAGUUCCUGAUGCUGUUACGUCACUUACCGAUAUCGAGGUCCUGGAUCUUUCAAACAAUGAAUUAACACAACUACCAGAUGGAUUACAGAACCUGACUAAACUAACAACUUUAUGGCUGAGUGAUAACAAAUUAAGCGAGCUCCCGGAAGUUAUCGAAGAACUAAAGAACUUAACCACAUUGGAUGUAGCGUUCAACAAGCUUGCAACGAUGCCUGGAGGCAUAAAAAAUUUAGAGCAACUUUCAACACUUAUUCUAGCAUCCAAUGACCUCCAUGAGUUACCAAAAGAAAUAUGUCAACUAAAGAUGCUUGUUUCCCUGGACAUAAAUUACAAUCCAGUUCAAAGAUUACCGGGAGAAAUUACCAACCUAAAGUUACUAACUACCCUCUUGAUGGCUGGCACCAACCUCGAGGAAUUGCCAAACGAGAUUUGUUGUCUGAAGAUGCUCUCCAAACUGGAUGUGUCAUGCAAUGGGCUAAAACAGCUACCCAAAAACUUUUCCAACCUCAGUUAUUUAAAUACUCUGAAUUUGAGCAUCAACCGGUUUGAAGAAAUACCAGAAACCGUUUUUCGUUUGAAAAGGCUAAGCACACUUAAUAUUUCAUGGAACCGAUUAAAGACGUUAUCGGACAAAAUAAAUACAUUGAGUCAACUCACCUCUCUGCAUGUGAAUGGCAAUCACUUGUUCCAGUUGCAUGAAAACGUUGGUAAAUUGGAAAACCUGACCUCGUUAGAUGUCUCACACAACCAUCUGGUGCUCCUCCCCAGAACAAUCACAUCUCUGACCAAACUGAACGCUCUUCUGCUAAGUAGUAACAGAUUCUUUCUGUUACCAAAUUGCGUUUUUAAGUUAAAGACAUUGGUGAAGCUAGAUGCAGGGUAUAAUAAGAUCACGAAACUCUCUGAGCGCUUCGCUCAUCUUUCCGAACUAACAACCCUCCAACUACCUGACAAUGAGCUGACUGAGAUUCCAAAAUGCGUUUUUGAACUGAAGAAAUUGACAACUCUGAAUGUGUCUGACAAUUGCAUAACAAAGGUCCCUCAAGAAAUAGGGGACCUCGAUCAACUAAGUACAAUUAAUCUGGGCAAAAACUAUUUGCAAGAACUGCCGGAAAGCAUUUUUCGGCUUAAGGGGCUAACUUCUCUGAUCUUGGAAUCAAAUCAACUAACGCGGAUCCAGGACGACAUUAUCAAUUUCCAUCAACUUACUACGCUUGAUCUGUCGAACAAUCGCUUGGAAGAGCUACCACAGGCUGCGUUCCAGCUCAAAGCCUUGACAUCGCUUCUACUGUCUUCAAACAAGCUAAAGAGACUGCACGAAAGUGUAAAAAAUCUUGAACAGCUUGUUUCUCUGGACCUUUCAGACAACUACUUACAAGAAUUACCAGAAGGAGUUGGUAAGUUGAAUAGUCUAGUGGAACUGAAAGUGACUGAAAAUCAGCUGAAGACCCUGCCGUUGUCCCUUGCCUGUCUACCAAAUCUGAAAUUGCUGAGAGUUGAUGGCAAUCCUUUACAAAUCCCUCCUGUGAAGGUCUGCGAGAAAGGCUGGCCAGCGAUUCGAGCAUAUCUAAAAAUCAGAAAGGGGGAGGCAUUGCAUCAGAAGGUUGUCCUUCUUGGUUCGAGCGGAGCUGGCAAAACUAGUUUGGCAAACACUUUAGCAAAGAAUAGACCAUCCUGCGUUGAGGAGAAAGACAGGACGAUAGUACUCGAUAAAAUUUCUUGGGAAAUUGAGUCUGGAAAGGAGCUAAUGGACGUUUGUGUAGUUGACUUUGGAGGAGACGAUAUCUACAAGAUAGUACAUCAUCUCUUUUUGGAUGAAAACUCUCUAGUUCUCCUUGUUGUAAAUCUACAACGAUAUUGCGAGGAAAGGUAUAUGAGAGACCUAGGAAGUUGGAUAAAUGUUCUCAAAACUCGCGUGCCCAAAGCGCGGGUCAUUUUGGUAGGAACACAUCUUGACCGCCUCGCAAGCGAAGAAGAGAUCCGUGCUAGAAAAGAAAUGGCGAGAGCCCAUUUGUCUUUGUAUUCAGCAGAAGAAGGACCAGUAGACGAAGAAUCCAGUUUCAGGGUUGAAGACUUUUUUACAGUGUCCUCAAAAGAUUAUCAAGGUAUACUGAACUUGCGAGUGCGAAUUCAAGAUAUCGUCGCUAAGGAUGGAAAGGCAAUUCCAACUGACUGGAUUGACAUUUACAACAGCCUUCAGAAUAUGGAAGUAACACAGGAUCAGCCAUUUUUGACAUUUGAUACCGUCAAACAGUUGGUGGAGAGUCAAGAGAAUCGGUUUUGGGAUAUGAUCAGAAGUAUCUUUACUUCUAGCGAAGAGCGAACUCAAACAAUCUUGGCCUUUUUCCAUGACAUUGGAACUUUGCUGUGGUAUCAUCAAUCUACUGAGCUCAAGAAAUUUGUGUUCCACCGUGCAGAAUUUCUGACGGAAGUCAUGAAGGUUGUCUUUUCGGGAAACUUACUUGACGGUUCUCUGGCUUUUAAAGGUAACAGCAGGAGAUGCUUUACAUCUCAUUCAUUUGAACAAGCCAAGCAAGAUUUAGUCACGCGUGGUGUCCUAUCGCCAACACUGUUGAAGGCACUGUGGAAAGACCAUCAGAUUGAAGAAACAGUGUUCGAUGCCUUGGUAGACCUUUUGAUUCAUCUGGAACUGUGCUAUCCCAUAAACAGUGAAGGAACAGAAGAAGGACUUCGUUUCCCUUGGUUUUUACAGGAAGGAGAGCCAGAGGAUUCCUGUGUGCAGGAGUUUUUGCACAAGCCCCUUUCUUCUGGAUGCUGUCGCCUCUCAUUAAAGUACCUUUAUCCCGCGAUGUUACCUGAGCCACUCUUUCACAACUUCGUGGUUCGCCUCCACCAGCACAUAAGUGAUUUAAAAAGUCGUCACGAUUGGAAGAACGGAAUGUAUGCACGAGUUAAGAACUCGUGUCUCCUUGUUCAUAGAUCUCUCGAAGCAGAAGAAUCGAUUAUAACCGUGUCAGUUGAAGGAACAGAACUGAUGCAAAUUUGGUCGGUACUUCUUGCUUGCCAUCACGAGCUAACUGCCUUGAUGAAACAAUGGCCUGGUUUGAGAUGGGAGUGCUGGAUUAUCUGCCCUUUCUGCAUGCGUGUGAAUAUCUCAGAGCCUGGACACUUUCCUCAGUCAAAUUUGGAAGCGAAGUGUCCCAAGGGGCAUGUAACAUGCGAUCGCCAUGAAGAGAUGGUUCCCGCUUGUUUAGUUUAUCCUCUGAAAGAAGGUCAGUAAUGGAUAGAUAAAUCUUGAAAGGAGCCUUUGGGGGGUAAAUUCUUUUAAUUAGUUUUUGUAUCACUGCUAACUGGAGAAAAAACUAGCACCAUUUAUAAAAAACGUAAUAUAUAGAUUUAGCCAGAGCUAAAAGCGAAGCUCUGGAUAAUAUUUAUAGUUUGCUCAAAGAAAAUAUAAAAUCGUGUAAUGCUAAAGGUAAUGUUACACUGGACGAUUCGCAACGACGAUUUUUACCGCAACACAGCGUUGCAAUGCCGGAACAAUGUUGUAACCUUUCGAAACAAUGUCGCAACAAUGUUGCAACGCUGUGUUGCGCUAAAACUCGUGGUUACGAAUCGUCCUGUGUAACAUCACCUUAAGCGGCGAAGGCAACGAGAAUGGUAAAACAACAAUAGGUCUAAUUAGCGAAAAAGCAACUUUGCACGUGCAGCACACUUUUUUUUGUACAUUUCUUUGCCCUUGUUUUGCAACACUACAACGUGGCCUGGCCUGGCCUGGCCUGUCACCUACUUUCUCUUUUUCUCUGUCUUUCUUUUCUGUCUUUCUCCAUAUUCCAAAUGUGUAGACAUCACAAUUAAUCUAAGCUCAAUACUUUAGUCAACACGGAUACAGAAACAAUUUCCGCUUUCCGUCUUAAGUUAUCUCUUCUUCAAAAGACGCUGGUGGCUAUGCAAUUUCCCGCCAAAAUAACCUCGAGUUGCAUUUGGGUUGCCAUACCUGUUGAUUGAGUUAUUUUACAUUGGUAUGCCUGUGGUGCAGAAAGACAGGCGGCAGACGGAUGGGUACCACAUUUUCUUAGGUACUGGGCUAUCCUCGUGCGCGCCUCGAGCUGCGCUAAUAAUGCCAAUGCCGAUCGUACAGAACUUUUCCCAAACGAACUUAGCGCUCUAAAUAAUUCGGACUUUUGAAUUCACUGACUCAUCGCUAUAGUUUCUCUAAAACCUACCGGGGUUGGCAUGAGAAAAAGGGUUAAAGGGAGGAAGCCUAUAAAAUAGGGGGGGUGGAGCUGGGAAUGCAAGGGACGGGAGGCUUGAGGGUUGGACCACCCUGUCCCCACCCCCACUUAAUACGCUGUCAAAUACUCAACAUGUCUUAUGUAAUGGGCGCAAAAAAAGAUGGAACAAAAACAGUUAUGAUUUCGUUCACAUUGCGACUACUAUAAACGGGGUCACCUGGACAAAGUUGACGAAUCGGAUUACAGAAAAAAAAACAAUACAUUCCGAGAACAAUCAUAAUUACUACGAAACGAAAUCCUCCAAACGUGACCGUUUCAACCAGCUGAAGAAAGCCUAUGUUUCCUGAGAGGCCCGUUAGAGCGAGAGACGGAAGCGAAAAGCGGAAAUGUUAGUUAUAAUUUCGACUUGAGGUCGCAUGUUACUUCAAAGAGGGGCAAUGGUAGCGAAGAAAUUGCUGGUAGAUGACAAUGAUAACAGCUUGUGUCAAACGAAUGAUGUAUCCCGCCCUGGGUGUUAUGUGUAACGUUUCGAAUAGAAAAACGUUGUCUGCUAAAAAAUUUGUUUCCUUGCAAACGUUUGCUAUCAAUAUUUAAAUGAUUAUUGUUUUUAAAGUAACUUGUUUUUUUACGAGCCGCUGAUUGGCUCACAACCAACUUUCUUGGGAUGUAUUGUUAUUUUCCUGUAAUCCGAUUGGUCAACUUUGUCUGAUUGGCCCCGGUUACAGUAGUCGCACUGCAAAAGAGGAAGUUUUAAUUUACUUGCUAUUUGUACCUCAUAAGCAAAGAAAGGUAAAGUAAAGACACAUCAUUGUUACUUAAUUCUUAUUACUUUUAGAAAGGGCAAGGGACCGAAGAAUCUCAGAGGAAUUUGAUCGCCAAGAAAGUGAGCACACUCCUGAUUUUGAUUGCUCAGGUACUUUAUUAUAAUUUACAUUAAUUUUAUAGAAUCUAUCUGGUUACCUUUCCCAAAGCUUAACUCUCUCCCUCUCUAUUUAGGGAUGUCUUAAUACGCACAGAAUCUGCAAAGAAAUGCCUUUUUUAUGCUGUAGUCCAAGCGUCCAAUAAUUUGCCACCGCAUUUGCAAGAAGUUGUAAUCUUAAUGGCCUUUAAAGCAAAGCUUAGGAAAAUACUUUUGAAGAGUUUUUGAAAUACCUUAUUACUUAAUUGCCAGUCAUAGUUGGUAUCUGUUUCAUUGUAUAUUUUUAAGUUUGAUAUUAUUUUCAGAAUAUUGAUAGUAAUAAUAAUAAUAAUAAUAAUAAUUUAUUUUAUCAUCAUCAUCAUUAUUAUUCAAAUAACAAUCUCGAUCAUCCUUGUACAUCUUGGUUACCAUAUAAUUGACAGCCGAAGUCUCGAGAGACAAUGCUUUUGUGACCUGGUCAGUUUGUGGUGGUGCUCUAACGUCUUGUCUGGCGGUAUAGGCUAAUGCGCGAGUGGCGGUCCCUAUUGCACAAGGCGCAGAUGAAGUUGGAGGAGGGCAAAGUAGAGCAGUUUUUGUAGACUAGUCACAGUCCCCUAUUUUUCCGUAAGAUCGUCGAGAUCGAGCGCUUUGCGUUACGGGCAGCCAUCUCGGAUGAGCGUUAAAACUACUUAGGGGGCGGGGGUUGGUUUGGGAGGAAGCUUACAUUGGGCUUACAUGGGGCGAGGUAGAAGGAAAGAGUUCAUUUGAGAUUUUCUUUUUUUGGUUUCCAGUCGCUGUCCAUGAUAUCGUUUUCAAGUCAGGAUCACCAUCACCCAGGGUUCUUCAUCUUGUGUCAAGUGAUGUGUGCGCCGUCUGGAAAAGCCUUGGUCGACAACUGCGCAUACCCGAUUCAACACUGGACCAGAUUGAGGCUGACAACAUAAGGGAAGGACAAUACGAACAAUGCUACUGCAUGCUGACCACAUGGACCGAGGUCCAAACUGACCCGCCAACAUACCAGGAGCUUGGGCAGGCCUUACAACAUGAAACUGUCGGGAGACCUGAUAUAGCGAAGAAGUACUGCUGUGAAAGCGAUGACGAGGAGUCUGUAGAAAUGUCAACUGGUAAAUAUAAAUCACACCAGCCUCCAAUCUUCUUUUACUUAGUUCGUGACACAGCCCCUUUAGUCUCCGUCUGUAUCAAGAUGUCGGCCAAAUAUGAUUUUUUGUAAAAAGCCUUUAAAAAACAUGAUAGUGGUAUUUCUGACAGUGUAGAAUAACGGAACAGACAGAAAUAUCCAUUUGGCCGACUAGAACGAACUGUGGGUAGAUUUUUGAGAAAUGUUUUCGCUUGUUUUGUUGUACGUUGCAAAUUUGAAUCAGUUCAGGUCAGCAAUCGAGCUCCUAACUUUUAUUUUAUUUGCCAAUUUUAUCAUAUUUGUUUAUAGGCAUUUGACAGCUAGUUUUUACGUACCUCUGCCCUCGAGUUGUCGAGAACUCAGCUGAUUUCAGCAGGCGGGAGUGUACGUUCCCUUUUUUCCCACAUUGCGGUUUGGGUUUUAUUAUCCUGCAAUGUCGCACUUUGUUUCUUUAGAGGUUUGCUUUUCGCCAUAGGGUGUUAUUGUUAUUGUUAUUAUUAUUAUUAUUAUUAUUAUUAUUAUUAAGUGCGAUCUUGUAAUCUAACGUUUUAAAUUUUGCAAUUGACUGGCUUCGAGGUCCUUGCUGACCAACAGGCCCCUGUAUCUACUCUUGUGUGGGUGUCCUUCUGGGUAGUGAAGGUAAAAUAGUUGGUUAUCCUCUUUUGCCAUCUGCACCAGAAUCAAUGACAAUCAGGACCUCUCUCUUCCGCAGAGGACUCUUUCUGUUGUGGGGAGACUGAGGAAAAAGAAAAAGAGAGCGCGCGGAGAACGAUGAGAAGGGGAAAUAGAGAAGAGAGGCUCCCGCCUCUUCUCUCUUCCCAUCGUCCCCCGCGCGCUUUCUAUUUUUCUUUUUCGAUGAUUGCUAUUUUUAUAGGGAUACCCAGCGGGAGCCUCUGCGGAGAAGAGAGAAUCAGAAAAACGUUCUGAUAAAGAACCAUGCUAAUCGAAAAUGCCUUGCGUGCCAUGCUGAUAUUUAAGCAGAGAGUGUCAAGUGAGUUCCACCUAAACAAACGCAAUGAAUGCUACCAUGCGCUUUUAUAGUAACUUUACGAAAAAAGCGUUCAUCUAAUCACGUGUGAGUGCAAGAGUUGAUACAUCGGGAUCAGAGGCACUCCUGUAAUUUUUCAACUUUCUUUCUUUCUUUCUUUCUUCUUCUUUUUUGUUUUUCACUAUUACAGGCGCGCCGUUCAAGGAAGGCGUGCUAAACCAACAAGAAAUCCACAGCCUUGCGCGGAAGCUUAAAACAUGGAAACGCAUCGGAAGAGCUCUGCAACUGGACGACGCUACGCUAAAUGAAAUUGAUGAGGAUAUCAACGGUUUAGUAGAGAAGGGUCACGCAAUGCUCAGACGGUGGAUGGAAGUCAAUGGAAGCGCCGCAACUUACCAGAAACUUGCUGAAGGACUUGAAAUAGCAAAAAGAAGAGACUUGAUAAGAACUUUCUGCUGUGAAAGAAUAUGAUAUGAUCUUUGUUAUCUCUUUAACCAGGUUCAUCAAAAGUGAAAAAGUUAGCAGAGAGCUGUGACGCAGGUUAACGAACAUUAGUUCGCUGAGGAGGCGUUUAUCAAAAGUUACUUCUACUGCUGAAUAAUUCAUUAGCCUGACUCCCUUCCCCACCGCCCUCCCUCC